UAGCUCAGUGACUCUGGUGCACUCUGGUGAGAGAUACUUAUGAUAAUUUAUGGUGGUUUACGGUGUUGUCACGUUAUUCGAUCAUAUUGCUGCGAUUUGAGCUACAAUUUUAACCUAUUUACGAUGCCGCGAGGAAAAUUUGUAAAUCACAAAGGCAGAAAUCGAUUUUUUACAAAUCCGGAAGAGUUGGAAAAGCAGCGGCGUUUGGAGGAAAAGAAACGACAGUGGAGAAAAAAUAAAGGACAGGAAAGUUCUAGUGAAGAUGAAGAUGAUGAUGAACCCAAAGCAAGUGGAGUUAACAAGGCGAAAAAUAGUGCAACAGAAAGCGAUAGUGAAUCUGAAUCAGAAUCGGAACCAGAGGGAGGAAAAGCAAAGGGUGUAGAGAAUUUAAUUGAAGUAGAAAAUCCAAACAGGAUACAAAAGAAAUCUAAAAAAUUGUCCCAGUUAAAUCAGUCAUUAGAUACUGAAAAACCAGAAUUGUCUCGAAGAGAACGGGAACAACUGGAAAAACAAAGAGCCUAUAUGAGUUAUCAAAAGUUGCAUGCAGCCGGGAAAACAGAUGAGGCUCGAGCAGAUUUAGCACGAUUAGCUAUAAUUAAGCAACAACGAGAGGAGGCGGCAAAACGACGAGAAGAAGAGAAAAAACAAAAAGAAAUGGCGCAACAAAAAAAAACCGAGCUAACACAAAAAGCGCUCGGCAAAAAAUCUUAGAAGUUCCAAGAAUUAAAUAUGUCUAACCGCAAUAUUAAUAUAUUUGGAAAUUUGACUCGAUUUUCUAAUCUCAAUGAAAUUUGGUAAACCGGUUCGUAUAUGUGUUUUAUGAUAUGUUAACAUCAUUGUUUAUAUAAAUACAUUGUGAAUUAAAUGCAAUCUUUAUAAAUA
Messenger RNA from Pogonomyrmex barbatus (red harvester ant), 882 nucleotides. RefSeq lists its product as uncharacterized. The record is from RefSeq and is a predicted model, not a curated record. Lineage: Eukaryota; Metazoa; Arthropoda; Insecta; Hymenoptera; Formicidae.